CGGAGAGCGAUAUCGGAGCGUGCAAACAUGUCGCCGCUUAGAUUCCUCGCCGCGGGGAGGCUCUCCUCACGCCGGAUCCGCGGAGGAGGACCAGCGAGGCGGCUCCUCCACCGCUCCGGGAACCAUGCGGACGGUGCCCGGGGAUCUGGCUUCUCUGCCCGUUUUCCCAUGGGAGGCAGCAACAAGCUGCGUGCCAGCGUCGCGGCGGUGGGUGCCUUAUCUGCCGCCUUGAUCGGAGCAAAGCUGUAUCUCAGAAAACACAGAAAGCAACCAAUAUCUGAAUCUUCAGGUUGGGAGCUAACCGAUAAGGAUGCGGCGACGCUGGAGGAGCAGGACUUGGAGAAGGAGGCGGCCAUGAAGGCGAGGUUCGAGGAGUGGAUGGUCAAGUAUGAGCGCAGGUACAAGAGCGAAGAGGAGAAGGCUAUGCCGUACAGGGAGUUCAAACGCCAUUGCAAGAACGCCGAGAGGGCCAACAUGCUCUCCCGUGGAGGCGCCACGUUCGGGCCGAACAACCUCGCCGAUCUGACCGAGGAAGAGGGGCUCUGUCGGAGCGGAGGUGAGUGUGAGCCCACCUUCGCGCAUAGGUUGGGGUACCCGUACCGGCGCGCCGUCGAAUGGUGGGUUCUGGGCAAGUGAAGGGUGCUCUUGGGACGAACGGCGAAUAUGGUUGUGUCAAGUUUUAUUAGGAAGAAGACAAGAUUCGUAUGGUUGUGUGAUCAGGUAACAUGUCACGAUCAUUGAAACUGAUACUAGCUAAUUUGAAAUAAUUACCUUAAUUCAUUCA
Triticum aestivum (bread wheat) is the source of this 784-nucleotide messenger RNA. RefSeq lists its product as uncharacterized. Bases 28 to 636 code for a protein of 202 amino acids. The transcript has 4 exons. The record is from RefSeq and is a predicted model, not a curated record. NCBI's taxonomy places the organism in Eukaryota, Viridiplantae, Streptophyta, Magnoliopsida, Poales, Poaceae.